GUGAGCGGAGGGUGGGUGCCCACUGAGAAUGCCCGGUACGCUCUGCGGCCGACCAGGGGAAAGGGCAGUUUGACUUGGUUGGAACUAAGACUCGUGGUGUGGCGAUGAGUGGCAUCUUCCUGUGCUAGAAGCUGAAUAAACAAGCUCCUCGACUGUCACGGAGCGCUCUGGACCGCAUAAGCAGGGGUCCGAGCCACUCCAAGAGUACCAGGUACCUGCGUGGAAGGCAUUUUUCCACUAAUUGGAGAGAGGCAGAGCCCCGGGCACCAAGAGCACCGGUGGAAGCAGCCGUCCCAGGUGCCUCGACGGUCAGAGAGGGUUCAGCACCACGAGACUGCCAGCAUCCGAGAGAAUCGGCAGCAUCCUGACGCAGAGCCGCCGGCUAUGGUGUGGUGAGAACUGACACCCAACACACCCUUGAGAUCUGGGGUCAGAUCUAGAGGCGUCACGAAAGGUGCUGAGUUCUUGCCACUGGGUGAGCGGGGGUUAUUAGUCCAGAAGACUUUGAGACUGUCUUGAAGCGACCCAGCCUGGGACCCGUUCACUGGUGGGUUUUGGGUUUAGAAGCUCAUCCGGGCUAUUUUCAGUCCUAAAGCAGUGCAUAUCUACAUUCCUAGCAGAUCGACACCCACAGAGCCAGAGUAGGUAAACAGCUGGGACGAUGGCACUGGCCCUGUUAAAAGACUGGUGCAGGAUCAUGAGUGUGGAUGAGCAGAAGUCACUGAUGGUGACGGGCAUACCGGUGGACUGUAAUGAGGCCGAGAUCCAGGAGGUCCUUCAGGAGACUUUAAAGUCUCUAGGCAGGUACAGAUUGCUUGGCAAGAUAUUCCGGAAGCAGGAGAAUGCCAGUGCGGUCUUGUUAGAGCUUCUGGAGGAAACCGAUGUCUCGUUGAUCCCCAGUGAGGUCCAGGGAAAGGGGGGUGUCUGGAAGGUGAUCUUUAAGACCCCUAACCAAGACACUGAGUUUCUCGAAAGGCUGAACCUCUUUCUAGAAAAAGAGGGGCAGACAAUGUCAGGUAUGUUCCAAGCCCUUGGACACGAGGGCGUGUCUCCAGCCACGGUGCCCAGCAUAUCGCCAGAGUUACUGGCCCACCUGUUGGGACAGGCGAUGGCACACUCCCCUCAGCCCCUGCUGCCCAUGAGGUACCGGAAGCUGCGUGUGUUUUCAGGGAAUGCUGUGCCAGCCCCCGAGGAAGAGCCCUUUGAGGUCUGGCUGGAGCAGGCUAUGGAGAUAACCAAAGAGUGGCCGGUGUCAGAGGCAGAAAAGAAGAGGUGGCUGACGGAAAGUGUACGGGGCCCUGCCCUGAACCUCAUGCACAUAGUGCAGGCAGACAACCCAUCUAUCAGCCUGGAAGAGUGUCUGGAGGCAUUUAAGCAGGUGUUCGGGAGCGUGGAGAGCCGCAGGACCUCCCAGGUGAGGUACCUGAAGACCUACCGAGAGGAGGGGGAGAGCGUCUCGGCCUACGUGCUCCGGCUGGAACCCCUGCUCCGGAAAGCCGUGGAGAAACACGCCUUCCCCAGAAGCAUCGCGGACCAGGUCCGCCUGGAGCAGGUCCUGGCGGGGGCCAACCUCGACAACGCCCUGUGGUGCCGGCUCAGAGAGCUGAAGGAGGAGGGUCCGCUCCCCAGCUUCCUUGAGUUAAUGAAGAUCAUACGGGAGGAGGAGGAGGAAGAGGCCUCCUUUGAGAAUGUCCGCCGCCGUGACGAGCCGGGGGCAGGCGGGGGCUGUGUCCGCUGGGAUCGCGAGGGAGAGGACUAAAACCCACUGGGGGCAGGACCCACAGCGGAGGGCCCAGGGACGUGCGCUGUGCUAGGCUAAGAACUUCCAGUCAUUUUUUUCUUCAGUGUGCAGGACGGAAAUCGAGACGUGCAAGCCAAUUCUUGGUUUUUCUUUCUAAGGAAAAAAAAAAUGUGUGGGGGUUUCUUAGGCCCUGUGUCGAUUAUUAAUAAAUGAAAGAUUAAAUUCCAGAUAUUAGAUCUCUUAAAAGAACCUGAACACCCGUACUUCUGGUUUCCUUUAAAGACGCCCAAGUACACCAGAGUCGACCCAUACCACAGAAGAAAGAAUUGACAUUCAAGAAAAAUACCUCUUGCAAUGUGUUUGAAAAAACGAAGCUGUUGGACCCAUCAGAUGUUUUUCUUUUUCAAAUCAGCAGAUUCGCCCCAGGUACCUAGCACCGUGAAAGACGACAGCUAUAAAGCUGAAACCUACAGUAAAGCAGUUAGAAACCUACACAAUGGGCCCUGCCCUCAGGGAGGCUCCAGUCUAGUUGAGGAGAUGGCCUAGGCAGGUAAAAGACUGACUAACCCCUUGUGCACACAAGUCCGUCACCCCAACAGAAAUGUCAUCACCCAGCGAGUAGGACCAUCUCCACCUGGCGUUUUCUUUCUUCACUUACCUGGGAAGUGCUUCUCCCACCCGCUUGCUAAGUGUUGGAUGGAUGGUUCCAGAACUAGGUGCUGUGGCAGGCCCUGAAGGCACAGGCGACUCAGCCUAAUCCCUUUCAAGAGGUCCACGGCCUGGAGAGACAUCCCCAGAGAAAGGGUGGGCCUGAGGAGACAGCACACAUGGGAGCCAGAGGUGUGUAGAGCAGGUUUGGGUUAAGUGCACAGACCAGUCUGCGCACAGAGGAAAGUUUUUAGUGGUGACAGAGGGCAAAGAAGAGAAAAAAUGAACUCACAUUUCUUGAGGGACUGUUGUGUGCAAUAAUCCCAGCACUUUGAGAGGCUAAGGUGGGAAUUCGAGACCAACCUGGGCAAUAUAGCAAGACCCCAUC
Messenger RNA from Carlito syrichta (Philippine tarsier), 2777 nucleotides. RefSeq names its product paraneoplastic Ma antigen 2 (gene PNMA2). The transcript is spliced from 3 exons. NCBI's taxonomy places the organism in Eukaryota, Metazoa, Chordata, Mammalia, Primates, Tarsiidae. Bases 662 to 1759 code for a protein of 365 amino acids. The record is from RefSeq and is a predicted model, not a curated record.